Molecule: messenger RNA, 798 nt
Organism: Tetrahymena thermophila SB210
Lineage: Eukaryota; Ciliophora; Oligohymenophorea; Hymenostomatida; Tetrahymenidae
Product: DHHC zinc finger protein
Exons: 3
Biological process (GO): protein targeting to membrane; peptidyl-L-cysteine S-palmitoylation
Cellular component (GO): Golgi apparatus; endoplasmic reticulum
Molecular function (GO): protein-cysteine S-palmitoyltransferase activity
Source: RefSeq, a predicted model, not a curated record
AUGAUACAUUAAUAGGUUCAUAACGAAGAGGAUAAUUUUUAAAAUAUAAAUAACUAUUAGAUAGGUUAUGAUGAGGAGAAUUAAAAUGAGUUGAAUGAUGAGUAUCCUGACACUUAAUAAAUACAACCAUAAAGUAAUUAGGCAUAGAAGAGCUUAUAGGGUUAGUAAUCAGCUAGAAAAUCAUCGGCAAGCACUAAUAAUACCAAUUAAGAAAAUAAUAUUAGCAUAAAUUUAAAUGAUAAUCAGAAUAGCACACACACUACAUAACAAUAGCAAGCUCAAAAUUAAUUUGAAAUUUCAAUUGGUCAAAAAAAAUAUAAGCGCUAUAUGGGCCAUACGAUAGGUUUUAUAAAUAUAAAAGGCGAACCCAUUUUUACAUUAGGACCACAUUUCUGUAUAUUUUUAGUAACUUGGUGCAUCAUGACAGGAUUCAGUUAUUUUUUAGUUUUCAAAGUAUCUAAAAACAAAGGAGAUUUUUGGUAUUAUCUGACUAUGCUUGUUUGUGGAGGUUAAUCUCUUAGUUAUUUGCUUACAGCGCUUAUAAACCCUGGUAUUCACACUGCAAGGUGUGAAGGAUAAUCAAACAAAAGGCUUCAAAAUUAUUGCUAGAAGUGUGAUAUUAAUUAAACUAAAUAAGAAUAUCAUUGCCCCGAUUGUGAUGUUUGCAUCAAAGACUUUGACCACCACUGUCCUUGGACUGGUAAAUGUAUUGGUGGGGGAAAUAUGAUGCUAUUUUAAGCAUUUAUUUCUUUUACUAUUUUCUGGUUUUUCUACUCUCUUGUUAUGCUUUUAUCUUGA